Molecule: messenger RNA, 1179 nt
Organism: Soboliphyme baturini
Lineage: Eukaryota; Metazoa; Nematoda; Enoplea; Dioctophymatida; Soboliphymatidae
Source: the annotation of a GenBank genome assembly
AUGCAGAACGAGAUGGCAUCUCCAGUGGUCAAGAUUCCUCCUCUGAUCUGUAUAUUUUAUGCGGAAUUUGAUGCCAAGGUCGGGCCAAAAAUCGUCUACCAAGUGCCUGCCGACAAAGAGAUCAUCAGCAAGGAAGUCUUCGACAGCGUGUCGUCGUUCAUCAUCACCAAACCAGAGCUGCUCAACAAACUGGUCAAGAUCAACCUGCCUGAGCUGAAGAUCAUGGGCUAUCCGAUCGCAAUCGAGGGCAACAAGUAUGAGCGGAACGCGUUGUACUUCAACGUGUGCUUCGUGGUCGAGAACGUAUCCAAGAACUUGGAGACAUUCGAGCGCGAGUGUGACUUCCUGUCCGACGACUCGUGCCGCGGCCAGCUGGUCACCAUCUUGACCAACAUCUUCGACAGCAUCAAUGCGAAAGGUCAGUGCUCGAUCGAGAUCAACGAUAAAUGUGCCAUUCAUCUGAAGUUGCCGCACUUUGCCGAUCUGCCAGCUCGAGUGUCGCCAUGCGACAUGCCAGUGCUGUGCAAACCGGUAUCCGAAGAGGACCGUCGUCUGCUGGACGUCGUGUCACAAAAGAUCAUCCCUCAUAUCACCGGCUUCAACGAUGUUGCGAAUAUCGGCGACACGGUACAGGUGGACAUCGCGAUCGUCGAGCGCUGCAUUACCAACCUCGAGUACCACGGCUUGGUCCGACUGCUGCCACUGUUCCAGUACCGCAACUUCUACCGCGUCACGCCGAAGAUCCGACACCUGUACCAGGACCGUCAACUUCAGGCCGAAUUCUGCCGCGUCGUCGCCUUUUGCCCCUCCGCCAAGCCGCCCCUGUUCCGCGACAUCUUUCGACUGUUGUGCAGCAUCCAACCAACCAUCGCCAUCAAGGACUGGUGCCCUCGCGAGUUGCCUCGCGACUACAAUGUCGAUGAGCGCAAGUUGGUCCAAUUCGCUGUCUUCCAUGGCAUUCUAUGGAAACUAACCGGACGCCCGUUUUUGGUUCCAGCCGCCGUGUCGGAUACCGGCGCUGCCAUCGCAAACGACAAACAACCGAUCACUUCUGGCAAACCGUUUGUUUUGGAUGGCAGCGUGUCGGUCGAAGAGAUUUCUUUUCGUAUGGGUUGCACUAUAGCGCAGGUAGAAAAAGAAAUCGAAAGGAAUGAAAACGUGCUCGUUUUAUGGAAUUGA